AGCUAGCAAUGGCACCCUCAACGCUCAUGUCUCUUCUUCUCUUCCCUCUCAUCCUCCCACUCUCCUACGCUGCCACCUUUGACAUUGUUAACCAGUGCUCUUACACUGUAUGGGCAGCUGCAGUCCCUGGUGGCGGCCGCCAACUCAACAACGGUGAAACAUGGACUAUAAACGUUAACGCCGGCACCACCGGUGCCCGUGUUUGGGCACGCACAGGCUGCAAUUUUGACAGCUCUGGUCAUGGUAGCUGUGAAACUGGUGACUGCAAUGGCCUCUUAGAAUGUCAAGUUUAUGGCAAACCACCAAACACUCUCGCCGAGUUCGCUCUAAACCAGUUCCAAAACCUGGAUUUCAUUGAUAUCUCUUUGGUUGAUGGGUUCAAUGUGCCCAUGGACUUCAGUCCAACCGGUGGGUGUGCGGGUGGGAUCCAGUGCUUGGCUGACAUCAACGGACAGUGUCCGGCAGUGCUAAAGGCUCCAGGAGGAUGUAACAACCCUUGCACUGUGUUCAAAACUGAUGAGUAUUGCUGUAACUCAGGGAGUUGUGGACCAAGUGAUUAUUCUAAGUUUUUUAAGGGUCUCUGUCCUGAUGUUUAUAGCUACCCUAAGGAUGAUCAGAAUAGUACGGUUGUCUUCACCUGCCCUGGUGGGACUAACUAUAAGGUUGUCUUCUGCCCUUGA
Molecule: messenger RNA, 680 nt
Organism: Dioscorea cayenensis subsp. rotundata (Guinea yam)
Lineage: Eukaryota; Viridiplantae; Streptophyta; Magnoliopsida; Dioscoreales; Dioscoreaceae
Product: protein P21-like
Exons: 2
Coding region: 9-680 (223 amino acids)
Biological process (GO): defense response
Cellular component (GO): extracellular region
Source: RefSeq, a predicted model, not a curated record